Rhipicephalus sanguineus (brown dog tick) is the source of this 6492-nucleotide messenger RNA. Its product is annotated as transmembrane 9 superfamily member 1. The record is from RefSeq and is a predicted model, not a curated record. Bases 77 to 1837 code for a protein of 586 amino acids. NCBI's taxonomy places the organism in Eukaryota, Metazoa, Arthropoda, Arachnida, Ixodida, Ixodidae. Gene Ontology annotation, cellular component: membrane. The transcript is spliced from 14 exons. Gene Ontology annotation, biological process: protein localization to membrane.
GAGCUUUCGCCCUCGCUCAGCUGUGUGUGCGGUGGUGUGUCUGAGGGCAAAAGCGAAAAAAGUGGCCGAUGCAACCAUGGGACGAUGUGUGGUGACGUUGUUUUGUAUUUGUUCGGCUCUUGCCAUCGCGGGAGCGUUUAAUGAUGGCGAUCAGGUGAUGAUGUACGUGAACAAGGUUGGGCCUUACUUCAACCCGCACGAGACGUACCACUACUACCAGCUACCAGUGUGCCGGCCAGACAAGAUCGUCCACCGGAGCCUAACUUUGGGGGAAAUCCUGGAUGGUGAUCGAAUGGCAGAAUCAAUGUAUAAGAUAGAAUUCAAAGUUAACGUGGAGAAGAAGGUGCUCUGCACAGUUAACCUGUCAGCUGAGGACUUCAAGAAGCUGAAGGAAGCCAUUGAAGAUCUCUACUACUUUGAGUUUGUCUUAGAUGGCCUGAGACUAUGGGGCUUCAUUGGGCAGUUAGAAGAAGGCUCUUUGAUCCCACACAAGCACAAACUGUAUCUCUGGACGCACCUCACCUUCAACAUUGAGUACAACGGGAAAGAGGUGAUAUCGGCUAAUGUGACAGUGACGGACGGUGUGCCCUUGCUCCUGGACGAGAUGGCAGCUCCGUUGGACAUCACCCACACGUACUCCGUGCGCUGGCUGCCCACAAAUGUCACCGAGCGUGCCCCCCUCGGACUCUCCAAGGACGGGCCUCGCGCGUUUUUCUUCCCACAAACAUUGGAGGUCCACUGGCUGUCUGUCAUAAAUUCCUUGGUGCUGAUAUUCCUGCUCCUGGGCUUUAUUGGUGUCAUCCUGACACGCGUCCUCAAGAACGACAUUGCCCGUUACAAUUCCAUGGAGAGCAAGGCUGAAAUGGACGUGGAAGAGUACGGCUGGAAGAUCAUCCACGCAGAUGUCUUCAGGUUUCCUCCUCACAAGAACCUCCUCUGCGCCAUUCUGGGUGUUGGCACGCAGUUCCUCUGCAUUGCGGUUGGUGUGCUGCUCAUGGCACUGCUUAGUGUGUUCAACGUGCACAACCAUGGUUCCAUGAACACAGCCAUCUGCGUCCUCUAUGCAUUAACAUCCUGCAUAGCGGGCUUUGUCUCUUCUAAGAUGUACCGUCAGAUGGGGGGAACCAACUGGAUCACAAACAUCAAUCUGGUCUCCUGCCUUUUCUUCCUGCCUCUGUUCCUUGUGUGGAGCGUCCAGAACUCGACUGCCUGGGCUUACCACUCCACCCAGGCUCUUCCAGCGACAACCGUCGUGUUGCUCCUGUUAGUUUGGAUCUGCUGUGGCUACCCACUGACCCUUAUGGGUGGCAUUCUGGGCAAGAACUGCGCGGGCCCCUUUGAGGCUCCUUGUCGAGCCAAGCUGAUUGCGAGGGGAGUGCCACCCGUGCCGUGGUAUCACUCGCUGCCCAUCCAUUGCUUCGUGGGUGGCUUCCUGCCCUUCAGUGCCAUCUCGGUGGAGCUGUACUACAUCUUCUCGACCGUGUGGGGGCGGGAGCACUACACGCUGUACGGCAUCCUCUUGGUGGUGGCGCUGAUCCUGUUCAGCGUGACGGCCAGCAUAGCAGUGGUGCUCACCUACUUCCAGCUCUCCUCCGAGGACUACCACUGGUGGUGGAAGGCCAUCUGCACCGGAGGGUCCACGGGUGCAUUUGUAUUCUUCUACUCGGCGUUCUUCUACUUCUUCCGCUCCAACAUGGGCGGAACCCUGCAAGCCGUCGAGUUCUUCGGCUACAGCAUCCUGACGGCAUACGUGUUCUUUCUGUCCCUGGGCACCGUGAGCUUUUUCUCGGCGUACAGGUUCGUGCGCUACCUGUACAGCACCAUUAAGACGGACUGAUUGGCCACUCCUCCGUUUCUGCUGCUGCUGCUGCUGCUGCUAGUUUCGCGGCUGCCACCAUUGCUGGCAGCAUCUCGGCAGCUGCCAACUUGUUUGCUUUUGUGCCGUGUACCUUCGUGCACGAUCACCGCAGCCGUUGCGCAGUUGUGUUUCUCGAGAUUGGGGCCGUGAGCUUGACUGUUGCAUCACUUUCAGAACUGCACUUUGCUACCCCAGUGUUCGUUGCCUGUGCCUGAUCGCUCUCUCUUUUUCUUCUUUCCCUCUCAAGAGUGGGCCUGUUUGCAUUCUGUACAAGUGAGGAAGUAGAUUACUGUACAUAUUUAAAACUGGGUCGCUCUCUGUCGAUGCAUCGCCGAGCGGUUUGCUGUGUUACAGCGAAUUCCGAUUGGAGCGAGUGAGCAAAAUGGUUCUUGCGUGUUUUUCGAUGGGAUUGAAACUCUCUUGGUUGAAACCCUUGCUGUGGUACUCUUUCGUGCACUUUUUCUAGUACAGUUCAUCUUUCCGUACAGUGCCGUCGUGUCUUGAAGUGCUUGAGAUUGUGAAAUCGGCUGUGUCGAUUGUUGGCUUAGUGGCAAUGCCUUAGUUGUGCACUUGAGCACUGCGCUAUCAAGAUAGAGACCCUUGUUAUAGUGCACCGUGAAGCCAGGCGCAUUUUGAUAAUUCAGCUCAUGAAGUCUUUCUAUAGGGCAUGGGGCAGGUCGGGAGCUUUAAACGCCGUGGCCUUGCUAAUCCUUUCUCUAGUUAUUAUUGGAAGGCCCUUCCAAGCUUGAAACUGGGAAGUGGCUCCGUUGUCGUAGGAACGGUUGUGUGGACGAGCUGCAGAAAGAUCGAUUUGAAGAACAGUGCACUUUACCGCUUCUAGUGAGAGUUCAACCUGUGGGGGUUUCUUUGCAUGUCGUCGUGCACCGUUAACUGUUCGAUGUAAGUUUUCAUUUCAUGCUAGCCUCAUUCCAUUUGACACACUACGGACAAACCCUUCGUAGAGCUCGAUGAAAUUUACCAAUUAUAUAGUUAACAUUCAAGAUUUAUUGGAAGUUACAAAGUUGCUAUCACAACAAAGUUUAGACAAUACUUAAAGUGUGCUACAUCACGAAGUGAGACAGCAGAGCACUUCUUUUAUUGUAAUUUUGAUGUGCGCUUUCUUGCUACUUAACCCAAUGGUAAAGGAAAAGUGUGUUUGAUUGUUUUCUGCAUUGCCAUUGUUCUCAGAAUACUUCAUGUCCAUGUAGUCUUGAAAAUGUACCUGGUUUCAAACCAUAUAACAUGGAGUGCAGAGUUGUUUAGAUUGUAUUGUGAUCAGGUGUUUUCUUUAAGUCUUGUUCACCUAUGUGGCAUUGUUCACCCAUAUGGUCUUGCUGUAAUCACAUGGCACCUCCAGAGAGCAAAGAAUAACUUGAAAAGUUAUUGGAUACUUUGUACAUUUAUUUACCUUUCGUUUCAUGACAUGACAAUUUUUACUGUGCGUCAGUGCUGCCUUGUAUAUGGGGAUCACCAUUGAGACUGCAUUUGAAAGUCCUGAAGUUGCUGUCUGUAUUGCAAGAGCAUAGAAUUUUCGAAGAUUGGCUACACGUAGCAGCCGCAAGAGGUAUUCCGUAAAGUCUUAUGUACUGUUCACAGUCCUUUCAUAAGACGUGAUGCUACACUAAUUGUACCUUGCAAAAACUCAGUUGGUAACUUGGCUGCCGGAAUAAUACUAACGAUAAUAAUAAAGUUUUUAGUUGGCACGAAGUCAACUUGCCCUUUUGUAAUACCGAGUGAGCCUUACCUCCACUAAUUAUACGUAAAAAAGUCUUCACAAGGAAGCUUGAAGCCCACUGUAUUGUCACAUUUCUGAUACUGCAGUCUCAGUUCUGCCUUUUCCUAAUUAGUGCAUUAAGAUCGCAACAAUUCGAAACCUUUACGUUCAAGUUGAUGGAUAAUUGAACUACAUGGCUGGUCCUAAUGAGGUUGUGUUUAUUUCGAAUACAAAAAAAAAAGCCUGCCGUGAAUUCGAACUCUUAAGAAAUUCUCAGAGGCACUUUUGAACAAAAUUUAUCCCUUCUACAGACCACCAUUUGGAAAAAGUCUCAUUACGUUGCCCAUUGCUUCAAUGUGCCUUCAAAACUUUAAAACAGCACUAUUACCAAUGCUAAGCGUACAAAAAGACAACGCUACGAAGCAACCUGCUUUCGUACCCACUGCAGAUUAUACCUGCAAAACAUGUUCAGCCGCUACGAGCGUUGUCAAUUGGAGCGUGGACGGUUGAGUUGACUCGGGCUAUCUGCAUGUAAAGGCAACGCAGGCAGUGCCCGUCCAGGAAUUUGUGACAAGACCGACACUAAUGCACUGCUCAUUAGGCACUAUAUUCAGUGUAGGUCUUUUUAGAUAAAAGCCCAUUAUAUUCAAAUUUCUAACACCUCUGGAAUUCAAAUUAACGAUGUUCCACUGCACUACGCCUUCACUCACAAUGCGAUCCAAAGAACAAGGGCACCAAAGAAUGACGCAGAAUUAGUGCUGGUGUCCUUUUUCUGGUGUCCUUGUUGUUUCGAUCACGUUGUGAGUGAAGGUGCAGGUGUACCGACUUGUCUAAUUGGGUACCGUGCUCCACUGUACUAGAUGCUCGCUUUCACUUAUUGUUACACCAUCAGUCUUGGAUGGAGUCUUUCUCUUUAAGGGCACCGGGAGACUGAAAUCUUGAGAAGGAGGAGGAGGUGUCGAACGGAGUGCUCAGGAAACUUUCGUUUCUUGAAUGAUCUCAGUCUUUCAGCAGCAGCAUUUUCUUUUCUUUUCUUUUUUUUACUGCUAAUUGGUGUAACCACCAAGUGCACCGAGAUGUAGCGCCUCGCAUUUAUUGUUGCCUUCUUCUGGGUGCCUGCACAUUGUCUUCCUAGUGUGCUGCACUGCCAUGACAUUUUCUGGUCAGAAGCAACACCGUUUGUUAACCUCUCGCUUUCAUGCAAUCUGUGUUCUGAAGCACGGGACUCAAUGUUGCCAUACCACACCUGUAGAGUUUCUUUUGUUUCUUCUUGGUUGUGUUGUGUGCUUCUCUGUUUGACUCGCAUAAUAUUGGUUGGCUUAGUGCAAUAGUGCCUACUGUCGUGUCAUUUUUCGUCGCCACCUUGCACACACGCACACACAUGCACACUGUGGUCUCACUUGCAGGUUUUAAAUAGCACAGAAUGCAUUUAUUCGCAUCAGUAGAUUUCUCUUCCUAUUGGAUGAUGAGAUGUAGAGAGUAGGAGCUGGUGCCGGUGCUAGGCCUCGCCGUUUGUAUUACGUGACAGUUCUGGUUGUCCAAAAGCUAGAAGGAUGGCUAAGAGCAUUGUCAUUUCUAUUUCCAAGGUGAUCGAACUACAGGAGAUGCUGUAGUCCGCAGUGUAACCAGAAAUCUUGUUUUUUAUGUGGCAGCGUUGCGCACUUGAAUAGGAAGUCUACAACUGUCAGGCAUGUAAUGUCACGUGUAGUUUUGUGCUCGUUGUCUUGUAGUAUACACAGCACAGACACCAGGGGCUUUUCUCCAUGUUGCACCCCUCUGGUUAUGCACCUGGCUAUAUUGGUUAUACAGAACAGGCUCUACCGCCCAGGAUAAAACUUCGUUCAUUAUUAUGUGGCUUGCGAUUGUUAAAUACACCUAACGAAGUAGUACAUACUAGUACGUCCCUUUUGAACCUUUAACAGUGAAUUAGGCUAUGGCUCUCUAUAAAACAAUCAUCUAGGUGGCUCCAUAAUGUACAGUCUGUCCUGGCAGGUAUUUGUUCACACGAGAUGUAUAUAUUGCUGGCUGUUCAGAUGAGAUGUAUAUUUUGCUGCUUGAGUAGCCAGAACAGUUCACAUUUGUCAACUUUGUGUGGUGCUGUACGUAGUGCUAUUCGGUUAAGGCUUUACUGAGGUGACGUUGCACAUUUAGAUAUGCCAGAAUGAUUUUUGCCGCUUACGACUCGCAUAAAAGGGAUUAUACGCCCUAGAACAAUGUAACUGUUGAAUUUAUUCUCUUAACCUGCAGCUGACACUUCAUUGCUGGAAGCUUCGUCACAAAUUAACCAUCCCCGCCAUUUCUUAUGUAGCAUUUAAUAAAACCUGUGACCCUAAUGAAUAUCACUAACUCCUUGGCAAGUUACGAUGACAACCAGUCAUGCGAACUGUUGUGACUUAUCCUUAUGAAGUUGUAUAAACAUUCAUUCGUAGGCAAAACUGUAGCGUAUCAACUUGACUGAGUUAUUUAGAAGCAAACAAGUUCCAUUUAUUUCACUGUAGUCUGGAACUUUAUUCCCAUAAUACACUAAUGUGCGCACAGGUGUGAAUGGUGUUUCAAAGUUAGUCACCUGGGCACACUUAAAGAACUAGUCACAUUGUGUCUGGAUCAAGGUAAACGAUCAGGCCGUGGUAGUCUGUGCAUAUCAUGCGCACAUGGACAUCGGAUGCGUGUGUGUGAUCUUGAUCUAAUUUUGUGUAGUUGUGUUCAAUCGUGCAUUCGCUCAUUUGGCAUGGAAGCAUGUGUGCUUAAGUGGGAGUGUUUGUUGGAGUGUUAGCGUGUUAACUAAUUAAAAAAACCGAGUGAAAGUUUUUGUUUUUUGAGCUGCUUCCUUUCAGCCUGCCUUGUGGUUUUAUGUACUGAUGGCUGCAUGUUUAUUUAUUGUACGUUGAGUGGUAUUAAAGUAUGUUUUUGUUUGUACAAA